GUCAUGACUAACGAAUGCUUUCCUGUCUGAUAUUUACCCAGCAUAAAUCCAUCUCGGAAGAUAUCGGUUACAAGUGAAAUGUUGAAGAAUAAUAUAGCAAAAUAUCAUCGAAAAGCUGAAAUUCUACCACGUGUUUCAUCGGUCUGUAGUACCAGCGGGAAAAAAACUAUUAGACAAAGAAAGAGUUAUAGUAGUUGCAGUAGAAAGAGAAUAACAAGAAAGCAUCGUAUUAUAACGACAAAUCUUCACCCUACAGAGAAUAUUCCCUUAAUCAGUAGACAGUAUAUUGGCGAUGAGAAUCCGAUAAGAAAGAAAUGUCAAUCACUAGGCUAUGGGAAAGGCGGUAGUCAAAUUAUUGUCAAACAUCGUAUAAAUCCACCUCGACAAAAAUCUGUCAGCCGAAGUGAGCACAUCCGUACAUCUCCGUACACCUGUCAGUUAGCCUCUUCUAGGAUGAAAACAACAAAUUCGCUAACCUAUACAUCAAAAAUGCCUAAAACAAUAAUUACUCCAGUUAGUCGGAUAGGAGAAUCAUUGAAGCCUUCCUCGACUCCAUUAUUACCCUUUAAUGUGCAUAAAUCGACUUCUAAAUACCAAACAUCUAAUUCUAAGCCUAAAAAAGAUGGCUGUGCUGAUGAACAAGAAAACACCGAUGAUAUGGAGUCAAUGCUAGUAAAAUUUAUUGAAGAAGAAUAUGAAAGUUCAGCUGAUGAAACCUAUGAAUAUCCUACACAAGGGAAUAUUUGUCGUCUAUGCAAGUCAGACAGAUUGCCCAUGCCUGAUUCAAGCAGUGGAACUACAGUGAAUUAUUUAACAGACAAUUGUCUUCUGUCUCAAUCAAGUUUAUCAAGUGAUUACUCUACCAGGUGGGUACCAAAGAAUAAUAAUAUUGAAGUUAAGCGAAAUGAUCAUAUUGGAUUAGGUAGUCAGUUAGGCAACGGUCAUACACGUCGUCUGCAAGAGAGGCAAUCUCUUAAUUCCACUCAGAAUAAACUGUCUCGAAUAAAAUGUCCGUCAUGUGAUGUGUAUACUGGCAAUUCAUCAAGGCAUACUAAUGAAACGUACCAGUUGUGUUAUGCAUUCAAUUUCUCUAAUGAAACAUCAGACGAGAAGCCGAGAAAAGCAUUUUUUCGAAAUUUUCCUCCACUUUACCGUUUACGUCAUCAUUACCAUAAUCCUCGUAUAGAAGGUACUCCUGAACCCACUGAACGUAUGCCAGAUACGCAAGAAGGCACACAUACUUCACCCUGUCGAAAAUUAUGCAAACAUAUCUAUCCAAAACUACCGUUGUUCUGUCAACCAUCAGAGAAGACAACACCAAUGAGUUUUGAUCCCCAAAAAAUCAAUCAAAAUGAUACGUUAGAUGCUGAUAAUUUCCCUUCAUCAGAGAAUCGUCAACCGACUAACUCAAGGAAAUGGUUAUCCCAACAGUCAUUUAAAAAAGUGCUUCAAGGCUUUCCAUAUUUACGACAUACUUCUCAUACAAGUCUAUCACCUGUUCAUGUAAGUAUUUCCAAGCCACCUGAAAAACAACAAACAAUCUGGAAGCAUAGUGAAUUUAAAUCACCAAAAGAUUUAAUGGAGAAAGUUAUCAGUGGUAGACAUUCAAUGACUAACCUUCAUUUACACGAAACAGAAAGUGUAAUCAUGACAAAAGAAGAGGAUUUGACUAUGCGGUUAGACAUUGAAUGUUUAGGCGAGAAACAUUUAAGCCCUAGUGAAGAUAUUUAUGCAAGUAGAAUCGAUACAAAGCAACUAGACAGGCCAACAAGUCAAGAUAUUUCAUCAUCAAGAACCUUAAUAAUACCUACGUCUGUUGAAGCUAUUUCAUCGAAAGAGGUUGGCGCAGAUGGACAGCAUCCAAGUCGUCGUAGUCAACAGAAUGAUAAAAUAUUAUUACCUUCUGACUACUCAGUUACCGGUGAUCUAGCUAGAAAAUUACAGGUACCCUAUGAAAUUAGGAACAAGGAUAAUACUGAUAACACAGCGAAGCUUGUUGUAACUUCCAAAGGACAGCUGGAACCCGAAGAAGAAGAAGAGCAAGACAAAGAAGUGAGUCAUCCUCCAAGAAUUGUAGACAUGAAUAAAAAUAUUCAGCAUAGAAAUGAAGGAAGCUAUAGUGUAUCACUUAUAAGCCAUUCAUCUAUGAAUGAUGAUGCGAGUAGAAGAAGCCAAAAGCAGUUCCUUCGAGUCAAUGGGCGUGAAAACGACACAAUUCCAACUGAGAAGACACAAACCACUUUGGGUAAACUAGCCGCAAAUAAUUUAAAGUUAAAUACAAAUUUAUAUUUACCAGAAAGUGACACGGAGAACACAAUGAAUUUGCUUGUCACUCUUAGACAAGACAAUAUGAAGACGCCAGAUCUCUAUGAGAAAUUUCAAAGUUAUAUACUAAAUUUUCCCUUAACACUGCAAGAAAGUAGCGUACCCCAAUCCUUCGAGGAUAAAACAUUGAGUCAAUCUUCAAAAGAUGAUGACACAGGCAUGAAAAUGUCACCAAGAAUAGAAAUUUGUAAAAUUGCUUCAAAAGACUCAGUGAUGUGUAUAGGUCAGGAUAUACUUGAAUUCAGCAGGCCAGAAUCGUAUACACCACAUCAGAUGGAGGGAUUAUUGGCGGAAGAAGAUGGUGUGACUGAGGUGUCAAAGUUAAAUGAACCCUUAAUUAUUAAUCAACUAGAAACAGAGGUGGAUAAAGUGAAAGCCAUGAAUUUACAAUCGCAUAAAACUCAACUACACUUUGUACCACCACAUUUUGAUAACCAAUCAAAACUCUACUAUCGUGAUAUUAAAACUCGUAGAAAACGGAUUAAACGUACUAAUACGAUGAGGGGUAAUCGUCUAUUGUACAUGACUAGCGAACGUGUACAACUGAAAUCCUAUGGAUUAUGCAAUUAUGACAUUGAUAAACUUCAGAGUUACCAGUUGUAUCGUGCACAAAAAUCCUAUCGACAACUCAAUCCUAGCUAUCAUUUACACGAGGAAUUAACUCACAGACGACUGUUGGGGCUGCAUUGUAUACGUGAUUUAAGAAUGAUUAUCCGGUCGGAACCCAUUAUACAUCAAGCUAGACCCAUUAAUGAGACGAGAAUAUGCUUUGACAAAAAACUCAAGGAUAGACCACAAACAAAACGAGUGGCAAGUAAUGCGCCACAACUUGAAUUUCAUCAAGAAGUGUCCACCCUUUCACCUGAUGCUCAUGGGAUUCAGAUAUCACAGGGAGUCAAAGAUGAUAUGUACGCUUAUGCUUCUCCGUAUGAAGAAAGUAUACUAUCACUUAGAGAUUCUCAAGAUGAAACUAGUCAGAAAGAUUCUACAAGUUUGAGUGAAGGAGAGGUGAAAAUUCUUCCAACCACCAGUCCAUUCAGUCUGUUGACAGGAAAAUCUACCAGGAAGUCAAAUGAAUUGAAAUUGUUGAAUGUUACGUCUAAACUGAAGUCAACAUUGAAAAAUGCUGAAACUUUAUCAUGCCUAAAGAAAACUCCCAAACCACGUGAUAUUCAAGAGAAAAGUCAGAGGAAUAGACCAGUGCCACUACUUCGUACAAAAUCGCAUCGAAUUACUAAAGCUGACAGUUUACAAACACGUCGUAAAGAAUAUGAAGCAGAAUUAUGCGAAGCAGUGAUGAACACCCCAGUGGCUGAUUUAAGCGAGAAGAUCAAAUCUAUAAUUGAACGCUAUGCGGAUCUACAGACAACAGAUAGUCAAGUGGUAAGUCCAGUAUACACACAAACACGCAUCUCUCAGAUAUCAUCAAGUGAAAGCAAUCCAACUAUUCAAGGGGAUAGUAAUUCAAAAGGUGAAUGUUUAUGCAAGAACAGAAAGCAGAGAAUAGAUGAUGACGAAAAAACUUCACUACUACUACUACUACCUGACGACACCUCAAUGAAGUGUGAUGAAGAGGUUUCCGCCGAAUUCAGUGAUUCUUCAAGUGAUGAAAUGAGUUUGCUAACGUUGAAUAGAUUACUGGAGAAAACAUUAAAACACGAUGAGUUAUUCAUGUCAAGACGGAUUCAUAGCAGUCGGACGAGUAGUCAUGAUACCGGCGGUAGUGGUGGUAGUAGUACUACAAGCAGUCAUGAAACUAGUCCCACAACGUCAUCAAUUAGUCAGUAUCUCUGCGAUGAACACAAGCAUCACCCAUCACUGCAUAAAAUUAGACAAGAAUUGGACUCAUCACGUGACAAGUUGACAACAUCACGUUGUCGCAGUGCAAAUAGUCAUAUUUUAGACAAAGAUAGCCUCUUACUACUACCUAUUUUAACAAAUGAUCAUCGAUUAAAACAUAGAAAAGCAAUAAAAUUAUUGGAAUUAUCAAACAGCUUGAAAGAGAUAUCUAUCAUAUGCUUAUAUCAUGAAUUACGUAGGGCGAUGAAACGUAAGGAUACAAUUAGGCAGUUGGUUAAGAAAAUACUCAAUACAUAAAUUUUGUCGACUAAAAAUUUACUCUCUUUUCUGUCCGAAGGAUGAACAACCACUUGAAAGAGGAG
Molecule: messenger RNA, 4487 nt
Organism: Trichobilharzia regenti
Lineage: Eukaryota; Metazoa; Platyhelminthes; Trematoda; Strigeidida; Schistosomatidae
Source: the annotation of a GenBank genome assembly